UGUGCUAAAAGUGACUUGGAUCUAUCUGUCAACUUCACCAGCAGAAAGGUUAACACUACUCGGGAGAAGAAGAUACAGACUCUGAGGAAAUUUGCAAAAUUUUUUUAUCUACUUCAAAGUAACCUUUGAACUUAUUCUUCAUUUUACUUUAAUUUUCCUAUAUUUUGGUCCAUCAAGAAUCUAAUAAUCAGUAAGUGUCGUCAUAGUAAGGAUAUGAGAAGUUCACUCUGCAGCAGCUUGAACAAUUUCCUCUAGUCACUCUUGUUUGUGUCCCCUUUAGAGCCAAGAAGCCAGUUGGAAAAACUUGAAAAGUCUAAAUAACUCUUCUUCCAUAAGCUUAUCACAUGUGCGUUGAUCAGAAAGACCAUUGCUGGUAUAUCUUCCCCCCUCUGUCAGUUCAAGGGAUUAUAACAUUUAAUCAUAAAUAUUUAACUACAUGAACGAUCAAAACUACAUCUGAAGAAUGCUGUUGUUCAUUUAUGGUUUUCUGGAUUGUGUCAGAUAGUCUGCAAACAUGGAGACUGAAGAAGAACCAGGUUGGUGGUAUUUGGCAUAUCUAUUAACUAAAGAUUCAGUUUGUCACUUCUUUCUUCUGUUAACGUGGCACACAAUGUUCAAAAAUCGAUUAGUUUUUCUGGUCAUUGUGAUGGGAGAUUGCAAUGAUUUGGACUAACUGAGGUGUAUGAACUAGAGAGUCAACUGUGCAAAUCAGGAGGGUGUAUGUAAAGAGCAUGUAAAAAAUCAUCAGCUACAUUUCACAAAUAUUUCCAUUUAAUGCAAUAUUCAUCAUCUCCUUUUUUAAUUAACUGUGGUGUAUGGGUAUCUUGCGCCCACCGCGACUAUUCCUUUCGUACCUGCUACCUCCUACCAACUACCGGGUAACUCUACUCGCUAAGGUUUAGGAAUAUAAGAAGAAUCCAUCUAGCAUUUUUUUUGUCUCUAAUGGAAUUUGAACCCUGAUCUUCAAUUUUCACCAGCUUCAUUGAAUGAUAGGACACAGCCUUGGUGUCCAUUUAAUGCAGUCUUCUCGAAAUAAGAUAAAUUGUAAUCGCUGAAUAUCAACUACGACUUAUCCAAAUACAGUAAAAGAAAGCUAUGGGACAGUAGUGAAGCAGUAGAAAGGGACUGAUCCAGCAUUGGAGACAUGUCUGGAAUUACAUCUAUAAGGCUGAUGCCAUGUGCAUUAAGUUAUUCGACAAAGCCCCACUCAUCUAUGGGAUCACAACAACAACAACAAUAAUUGUGAUCCCUCAUCUGUGGGAUCACAAUUAUUUAAAAUGGUAGAGAUAGAAAGCUCAAUGCAGCAGUGACCAACCGAUAGACCUUGAUGCAUUUGCUGUACUCAUGCGCUGAUAUGAAGUAAAUUCAUUGAUACUUCUACUAAAAUAUACAUAUAGAUAUGUUGUAAAAGAUAAAAGACUUUUGACUUCAUAUAUAGGUAACUGAACUAAAGUCCAGUAUUGUUCAGGUGUUCAAAUUAAUUUUUAGAUGCUCAUCCUUAAAAGGUGAUUGUAUUACCAUGAUAGUUAGAGCGUUUUGUAUGUUUUAAAGACUUUGGUUAAUGUUUUUGGUGGUUCUGAUAUAUAAAUUUUCUGCCGCAGGGAAUGGUUUCGUUUAUGGUGUCUAUCCAGUUACAACUGCCAGGGUGCCAGUUCUCAAAGUUGUUGACCAAGGAACUGAAAUUGAAUGUGAUAUAUCAGUUGAAAACUGGGAUGGGAUAUCAAAAUCAAAGAUAAUUUACAUGAUUGGUGCCAUUGAUGAACGUUUUCGGAAAUUGAGCUUCUUGGUGAAAGCAUGGGCAAAAGCACAAAAUAUUAACAGUGCGAAGGAUCAAACAUUGAAUUCUUUAUCUAUAAUACUUUUGGUUGCUUUCCAUUUGCAGACCCGAAAUCCUCCCAUUCUGCCUCCAUUUUCCGCUUUAUUCAGAGAUGGUAAUGAGCCAGUGGCAGUGGAGAGGUCUCUGUGUAAGUUUACGAACUAUGGAAUAAACAAUAAAGAAUCAGUGGCUGAGCUCUUGGUUUCUCUAUUAAACAAGUUACUAUCAGUUGAGAAACUUUGGUCCAGAGGUUUGUGUGCCAGUACAUUUCAAGGAUCUUGGAUAUCUAAAACAUGGGGUUCUAGAGUAGGCCAUAUUAAUGUUGAAGAUUUCGCUGAUCGAUCUCAAAAUGUCGCUAGGGCUGUAGGAGAAGAAGAAGUUAAAAGAAUCUAUAGCUGCAUCCAGCUUUCAGUCCAACACAUUUUUGAUUUUUCAAAUAAAAAGAUUGGAGGGAACUCUUUAAGGGAGUUCCUAUUUGGCCGAGAUGUAGCUUCCAGGCUAGACAGCGGUGGCACAGUAAAAAAUAUUGCAAAACAAAUACAAGCUUGUGCUUCUGGAAAAACGGAGGUGCAAUCUGUUGAACGUUCAAAAUGCAAUAAAAAAACUGUACAUGUUGAUGCUAUCAUGACCAAAAGCAUGUCAUCUGUGGAAAGUCCGGGCUGGAUGCCACAAGGAAAACGGAAACUUUUGAGGCAGUCUUGGCCAACUGACUCUUCCUUGAUAAAGAGAACUCAAACAGAUGAUUGUUUGGGGGACACCUUUUCUGGGUUGUCAGGAAGGCGUCCAGGAAAAGGGUUAUCCAGGCAAGAGCAGCCGAUGCCUCACUAUUUGACAAAUAGGUGGGAACCAGUGGUAAACCGAGGAAUGAUGUCAAGAGAAGGCAUGUACAAUAAAUUGCCACCUGUUUCAUUUGAACCUACCUAUGGAAGGAUCAUAUUAGCAGAACCUUUUGGAGAAAUGCACGGUAGGGAGAUAAUUAGACACCCAAAUGUGAUUGCGCCAGCUGUUCCUGAUUCCAGUCCCCUUAUAGGUAGUCAAAUGUCUUGUGAGCCGUUCAGAUUUCCUCUUGGUUAUUCUAAUUCGGUUUGUGAUUCUAUGCAUUCCUCUGCAUAUUGUUUGCCCCCGGACCCGAGGAGGUUUUGAUGUGAGGUUAAAAAGUAAUUGUUCCCAAUCAAUGUAAUUCUGUCAGUGUUGGUUUCUAGCCUUUGUACAACUUAUGGAUGCAGAUUGAAAUAGAUAGUAAUUUAAUGGCAGCUGCCAAAUGUUUAGAGCUUAGUGAACGAGAUUUAAAGUUAUGUUGAUGUGCCUUCCUUUCUCCAUGUAAAUUAUCAGUCUUAUAGUGUUUUGAUACUUAUGUUA
This is a messenger RNA of Nicotiana tabacum (common tobacco), 3175 nucleotides long. The record is from RefSeq and is a predicted model, not a curated record. NCBI's taxonomy places the organism in Eukaryota, Viridiplantae, Streptophyta, Magnoliopsida, Solanales, Solanaceae.